AUGCGCAUGUGCAUUGACUAUAGGCAGUUGAAUGAGUUGAGGAUUAGGGCAGUGGGCAUCCCUAAGACUGCAUUUAGGACCCGUUAUGGACAUUAUGAGUUCUUGGGGCAUGUUGUAUUGAAGGAGGGCAUUAUAGUGCCAGUUUUGGUUAGACUCUGUAGCGUUCUUGGGGCAUGUUGUAUUGAUUGGGCUAGGCCCACCUCAGUUACUGAGUUUCGGAGCUUCGUCGGACUAGCAGGCCACUACAGACGAUUUUUGGAGGGUUUCUGUACCUUGGCACCACCUCUGACCUGGUUGCCUCGUGUUGAUGUUCCCUUUGUUUGGUCAGAGGAGUGUGAGGCGAGCUUUUUGAGGCUCAAGGAGUUAUUGAGCACCGCUCCAAUAUUGACUCUUCCUGUUGAGGGCGAGGUUUCAUGGUUUAUUGUGAUGCAUCUGGCGUUGGUUUGGAUUGUGUAUUAA
Solanum tuberosum (potato) is the source of this 459-nucleotide messenger RNA. RefSeq lists its product as uncharacterized. The transcript has 2 exons. The record is from RefSeq and is a predicted model, not a curated record. Lineage: Eukaryota; Viridiplantae; Streptophyta; Magnoliopsida; Solanales; Solanaceae. Bases 1 to 459 code for a protein of 152 amino acids.